Protopterus annectens (West African lungfish) is the source of this 2119-nucleotide messenger RNA. Its product is annotated as biotinidase-like. Lineage: Eukaryota; Metazoa; Chordata; Ceratodontiformes; Protopteridae. Gene Ontology annotation, molecular function: hydrolase activity, acting on carbon-nitrogen (but not peptide) bonds, in linear amides. The record is from RefSeq and is a predicted model, not a curated record. The coding region runs from base 95 to 1744 and encodes 549 amino acids. The transcript has 4 exons.
AAAGCAUGAGCUUCACAGAACUGACCUAAAGCCAACCCAUUGUUUGUUGCUUGUGGAAUAUACUUAUUAAGAAGUCUGGAUGUUAUAAAUACAUAUGCUGAAGCUCAACAGAAGAGUUAAUAAGCUGCAGUAUUUGGAUACAAACAACAAAGGCAAGAUGCUUUUAGUCUUUUACACUAAAAAAUCAGGUAGAGCUGAAAUGUCCGCAAGAAGCUGCUUGGUGAUUUUUCUAUUUUAUUUUGAAGCUGCUUUCAUUUGCAUAAAUGGACAGCAGAUUUAUACUGCUGCAGUUUACGAACACAAUCCUUUUUUGAAUCUGGAUCCACAUACUAUCAUUGAUCGGCAGUCAGCACUAAAACUGAUGAAGAAGAAUCUGGACAUCUAUGAGGAACAAGUGAAAAUAGCUUCAAAACAGGGGGUUCAGAUCAUUGUCUUUCCAGAAGAUGGUCUCCAUGGUUUUAAAUAUACCAGAGAGUCAAUUUAUCCUUUCUUAGAGCCUGUUCCAGAUCCAACCAAAGUAAAAUGGAAUCCUUGUUUACAACCUUCUUUGCACAGUGGAAAUGAGGUUCUUAAACGUUUGAGUUGCAUAGCAAGAAAUGGAAACAUGUAUGUGGUGGCAAACAUGCCAACUAAACAAGACUGUAAUAAAACUGACCCUAAAUGCCCAGCUGAUGGAAGAUACCAAUAUAAUACUAAUGUGGCCUUCAGUGACAACGGUACUCUUGUUGCCCGAUACCACAAGCAAAACCUAUACAAGGAGAUGGAAUUCAAUACACCACCAGAAGUUGAACAUGUCAUUUUUGAAACCCCUUUUGCUGGAAAGUUUGGCAUGUUUAUAUGCUUUGAUUUACUCUUCUAUGAGCCUGCAGUAAGCCUAAUUGAGAAAUACAAUGUGUCACAGAUUGUAUUUCCAACCGCGUGGAUGAAUGCUUCUCCUUUUUUAUCAGGAGUCCAGUUUCAGCGUGGUUUUGCAUCUGCUUUCAGCAUUAACCUUUUAGCUGCUAAUUUACACAUUCCUCAGCAGAGAAUGACCAGUAGUGGGCUAUACACACCAGAUGAUUCAUUCUAUUAUUAUGAUGUAGAAAGCCAGGAAGGCAAAUUGACAGUAGCAGAGAUUCCUGUAAACCCGGUCAGCCACAACAAGAGUGUUGAUGCCUGUAAAACAAGUGAUCACUCGCAGUUCACUCCAUGCAAAAAAUUAUCCAGGUGUAAUGCUAAAAGAUCUGUAGAUAUUUCUCAGGUAGUAUUUCCAAUGAUUAAGGAAGACAGAAAUAAUCCACCCACUUUUCAUUCAAUUAUUCAUCAUGAUAACUUUGCUCUUAUUCCACUAAAAAAGCCUGCAGGAGAGCUUGAGGUCUGUAGCCAGUCACUUUGCUGUCAUGUGUCCUACCAUGGUAAAUUUUCUGAAAAUGAACUCUAUGCUCUAGGGGCUUAUGAUGGUUUCCAUAAAAGUAAUACUUAUUAUAUACAAGUGUGCACUCUGCUAAAAUGUGCUAAUGCUAGCUUUGCUUCUUGUGGGGCUCAUACUACAAUUGCCCACAGCACUAUAGACUUUGUUAUAUGGGGAAAUCAUAGUACACAGCAUGUGUUUCCUGAAAUACUCGGUUCUGAUGUGAUUCCUUUUCUUCCAGAUGGAAUGGGCUGGAAAAAUAAAAUAUAUACCAUGUGCAAAAGUGACAUGUCUUCUGGCUUGCUGUCUGCUAAUUUGUAUGGAAGAUGGUAUGAAAAAGACAAUUCAUUAUAAUUUAACCAACUCACUAUGAAUUAUGAUGCAAUAUAUAUAUAUAUAUAUAUAUAUAUAUAUAUAUAUAUAUAUAUAUAUAUAUAUAUAUAUGUAUAUAAAACUUUGAGACAAACAUCCUGCACCUUAAUGUUAUAAAUGUGGAAUUGGAAAGCAUUGUGGCUUAUAAAAAAUAAUAAGCAGUACAUAAUCAUAAGGCAAAGAGCUCUGUUAUCUCAGAUGACUAAAUCCUAGAAACAUUCAGAAGCACAUUCAUUCCUUUCUGCUUUGUUGAGAACUUUGAUUAAUCUGUAACCUUUUAUAUGCCUUGAUUAUUGAGGCAUAUUUAUUUGCCGUCAUGUAUAUGCUUGUUAAUAAACUCAUUCAGUAUAUGAUUUA